ACCCAGUUUUCAUAGCAUUGCGUUUAUUCCUGUCGUGCUUCGCCGCGUAGCUUCUUCGAAGGCUUAGUUAUUAUCCCGUUAGGUGCAGGAGCAGUGUGUUUGACGCCUUCGUCGUAGGUGCUCGCGCAGUUCCCUUACUGACAGCCACAAUAGGAUGUCUGUAGCGCCGUACUUCUAGUAGCAAUCAGGACUGAAGUUCCAAGAGCUAUUAGUCGAUCAAUCGCGAAUUUAUAGUCAACGGGUUUCGCGGACCGAUUAGUGACUGGGCUGGCCGUAAGAUCACCGUUACCAAGAGUAGCGACUGGCAGCAGCACCGACACGGGCGAUACCGCUUCAGUUUCAAAUGGACGAUGCUCGCAUUAGCAUCGUCGCAGGGUUCAUCGCAGGCGUCGCAGAGGUCCUCGUGGGGUAUCCGUUCGACACGGUGAAGACCCGAAUGCAGUCGCAGGAUCGCGCGGAGCCUCCGUUGCUUCCAGCGCACCGCGACCGCGACAGCGACAUCAAUGGCUGCUCAGGUCAAGGUCGGGCGGCCACUCCUGGUGGCCAGCACUACAGCUCGCCGUGGAGCUGCGCUGUCGCGACGUACAGAGCAGAAGGCAUCGGGGGCUUCUACCGCGGCAUCGCCGCGCCGAUGCUCCAAGAAGCGGUAGGCGUGGCUCUGCUCUUCGGAACGCGCGAUUGGCUGCGAACGGCGAUAGGUGCUGACAUCAGCCGACCAGGGGUGUUCAUCGUAGCCUGCUCCAUAAUCGGCCUGCUAGAGUCUUUAAUCUACUGCCCCCUAGACCACCUAAAGACGCGCAUUCAGGUCCGCGGCCAACGACUUAAACACCAGCUACUACAUUCGACUACUGCUACGUCUGUCGCAUCCCAAGAUUCCUCCAAGCAUUCGUCUAAUACCCCUAAGACUCCAGUGAUUAGCGCUGGGCUGAUUGGAGGGACGGGACACGAGGGAACAUGUGUCUCUCUCUCCCUUCCGCCCUCUACCGCGUACUGCAUAGGCGUGGGUCCCGGGCUUUUAGCAGGCAAGGAGUCGCACGCGGAUCUACCUCCUCUAGGCAUGACCAUGGGCGUGGUGAUGGGUAAAGACAUGCACGGGGAGCUCAUGGGGAUCGUCAGCGCCGCCCGCAGCGUUAUCCGCGCGAGGGGAGUGCUGGGGCUGUACCUGGGGUUUGUGCUGCAGGCGUGCAAGGAGGUGCUGGGCAACAUCGCCCUCUUCGCCACGUAUGACGUCGCUCUGGCGCUCUUCAGUGGCACCACCCUCGUGCCUGGCGGGGGGCAUGGAGGCCACUUGCAGGCCGGCCAAUCGUGGAUGGCCAUCUGGCCUGCAGGAAGCCUUGCUGGCAUGGCCUAUUACCUGCUUGGCUUUCCUUUUGACACGAUCAAGACUCGCCUACAGACUGACUCUCUCACUCACCCUCGUUACCGGAGCUCCUUUCACUGCACUUGGCACAUGUUGCGCCACGAAGCUUCCUUCUUGGACCUCUAUCGAGGCGUCUCUGCUUGCCUGGCUCGGGCCAUUCCCGGCUGCGCUGUGCAGUUCUUUGUCUUCGAGGCUGCUCACCAGUUCAUCUCUCAACUAGGUGCUCACAUUGUUCCCAGCAUACAGCCAGACAGUAGUCUAGGAAUCAGUGGACUUGGCUAUGCUGGAGGCAAACCAGCAAUGGAUCAAGAGAAGCAGUGGGACUUGCUCGCUGGGUGGAGCUGAUAUGCUGGGUUGGUUGGUUAGGUACGGUCGAAAUAGUGUACAGGACAUGUUCAAUUUUGAUAGCAUCCUGAUAAAUGCACCACGGUGCA
This is a messenger RNA of Closterium sp. NIES-67, 1794 nucleotides long. NCBI's taxonomy places the organism in Eukaryota, Viridiplantae, Streptophyta, Zygnematophyceae, Desmidiales, Closteriaceae. The record is from the annotation of a GenBank genome assembly.